AUGUCGCUCAACAAGUCCCUCACCCUCAACGACGGCAACAAGAUCCCUCAGAUCGGCCUCGGUACCUGGCUCUCUAAGCCUGGUGAGGUAGCUAACGCAGUCCAAGUCGCCGUCAAAUCUGGCUACCGUCACCUCGAUCUCGCCAAGAUCUACCAGAACCAGGAAGAAAUCGGCACUGCCCUCAAGAAAAUCAUCCCUUCCGUCGUUAAGCGCGAAGAACUCUUCAUCACCUCCAAACUCUGGAACAAUGCUCACCGACCCGAAAAUGUUCAAGCUGCAUACGAGGAAACCCUCAACGAGCUUGGUCUUGACUACCUCGACCUCUACCUCAUCCACUGGCCCGUCGCCUUCGUUCCCGGGAAAGAUCUCGUCCCUAAAACCGAAGAUGGCAAGCAGGCCUUGAUCGAUCGCGACGUAUCUAUCGUCGACACCUGGAAAGCUCUCAUCGAACUCCAGAAAGCCGGCAAGGUCAAGUCGAUCGGUGUUUCGAAUUUCACCAUCGAACACCUUGAUGCUAUCAUCAACGCCACUGGUGUAGUUCCCGCUGUAAACCAGAUCGAAGCUCACCCUCUCCUGCCCCAGGAUGACUUGGUCGCUUACGCCAAGCAGAAGAACAUUCACCUCACCGCUUACUCGCCCCUUGGCAACAACUUGAGCGGAAAGACCAAGAUCGUUGACUACCCGCAAGUCUCGGAGGUCGCUAAGAAGUACAACGCUGACCCAGCACAGGUGCUUAUCGCUUGGGGUGUCAAGAGGGGCUACAGCGUUAUUCCUAAGAGUGUUACCGAUUCGAGGAUCAAGUCCAACUUCGACCAGAUCGAGUUGAAGGAUGAGGAUUACGACAAGGUUACCAGCUUGUACAAGGAGUUGGCCAAGGUUCGCUUCAACAUCCCUUUCACAUACGCUCCUAAAUGGGAUGUUAAUGUGUUUGGCGAAGAUGUCGAGAAGGAGGCUACUCAGUCGGUUAAGAUCCAGUAA
Messenger RNA from Ustilago hordei, 978 nucleotides. RefSeq lists its product as uncharacterized. Lineage: Eukaryota; Fungi; Basidiomycota; Ustilaginomycetes; Ustilaginales; Ustilaginaceae. Gene Ontology annotation, cellular component: cytosol. The transcript has a single exon. Bases 1 to 978 code for a protein of 325 amino acids. The record is from RefSeq and is a predicted model, not a curated record. Gene Ontology annotation, molecular function: aldose reductase (NADPH) activity.